UGCUACAGUUCUGCGCAUAACGUUUCACUUCGAAACGUUUCUACCACUUGAAUACUAAAACCUUAAAUAAGUAAGUUAUACUUAAUAGGUACUUCAGCACACGAACAGAAGCGAUAGAUUUUUUAUACUGACCGAGUGAGAAAAUCGAAAGCAAUCUACAGUGAAAUAUAUUUACCUCGCAAACACGUUUAAUCGUCAACCACUUAAGUGGUACUUUAUUCAAGAUUAAUAAAUAUUAAGAAAGAACACGAAUAUGUUUUAAAGAUAAUGCCCAAAUGGUCCGCGAUGAAAGUGAUCAUAGAAAUAAGCCAGAAGGUUAGAUAAAAUAAAAAUAAGUUUAAGGCGGAGAAAUGGCGCUGCUGCUGGAAAAUCGUCGCGGUUUGUAAGUAACACUUCUAUGCCAUAGUCUAUGCCCCCUAUAGAUCGUCAUCACCUGUGUGACAGUUCAUCCAAGAGCGGGGGUCAGCCGAUCACCCGCUCAAGAUCUUCAGUAUAUUGUAAUACCGAUUACCGCGGGAUGGGUGAUUCCUUGGAUGGCUCCGGGGAACCAUCCCCGGAGUCCCAAAUUGUUAUAGUGGUGGGAUAUUCGGAGUUUGCAAAUUAUUUAAAAAAGGUUGUGAUGGUUCUUCUACCCGACGAAGAAGUGGUACCACCCGCGCUAACUUCUGCUUUCGACGACAAGAACAAUCAAGAGUGUAUUAGAAAAUUCUUGAGCGAUUCUCAGGUGUGGGCUCUUUACGUACAAAGGAGUUCCAGCAAAGAGGAAGACAGUAAUGAAGGGGAUGAAGAAAAAGACAAUUCUGUUUUCUAUAUAUCAAAUGAGAUACAUUUUACUAAUCCUAAAAUGGCCUCCUUAGUUUUAACAAAACGUGGGGCAAUAGUAGAAGCUGAUAAGUCGAUUCAUUCGCAAGUACGAUUAAUUACUUUUUCGGAUGGGCCACCUUAUGAAACAUUACAUGCCAUUAGUAAAACUAUGGCUCCAUACUUUAAGAGUUAUGUGAAGGAAACUGGUCGUGCCGAUAGAGAUGGAGAUAAAAUGGCACCGACAGUUGAGAAAAAAAUAGCAGAAUUAGAAAUGGGAUUAUUACAUUUACAACAAAAUAUAGAUAUUCCUGAAAUUUCUUUACAAAUUCAUCCAACUGUUGCACAAGUAAUCAAACAAUGCACAGAAGAAAAUCGUAAGCCAAAAGUCGCAGAUUUUGGAGAUAAAGUUGAAGACUCUACGUUUCUGAAUCAAUUGCAGAAUGGCGUUAAUCGAUGGAUCAAAGAAAUUCAGAAGGUUACUAAACUGAAUCGAGACCCAGAGUCAGGUACAGCGCUUCAGGAGAUUUCGUUCUGGUUAAACUUAGAAAGGGCAUUACAUCGGAUACAAGAAAAAAGAGAAAGCAUAGAAAUUUCAUUAACAUUGGAUAUACUUAAACAUGGAAAGAGAUUCCAUGCCACAGUUAGUUUUGACACGGAUACUGGCCUACAACAAGCUUUGGCUACUGUCAAUGAUUACAAUCCGCUAAUGAAGGAUUUCCCAAUUAACGAUUUACUGUCAGCUACAGAACUCGAAAGAAUAGGAACCAGUGUUCAGCAGAUCUUUAUUCACUUUAGAAAAAUCAGAAGCACAAAAUAUCCUAUUCAAAGAGCGUUAAGAUUACUAGAAGCUAUAUCCAGAGAUCUUGGGCAACAGCUUCUAAAAGUACUAGGCACAAGAAGAUUAAUGCACAUUCCAUUUGAUGAGUUUGAAAAAGUUAUGGGACAAUGUUUCGAAGUGUUCACUACAUGGGACGACGAAUACGAAAAGUUAACUGGAUUGUUAAGAGAUCUUGUUAAAAAGAAACGCGACGAGCAUAUGAAAUUGUUAUGGAGGGUUUCGCUAACACAUAAAAAGUUGGAAAAUAGAAUGGAACAUAUGCGUCAUUUUCGUCUGCAGCAUGAACAGCUCAGGACAGUGAUUGUUCGUGUGCUUAGACCUACUGUUCAAACUAAUAAUACUACAACAAUGGAGACUCCUGAUAAUGACAAAGUCGAAUAUGCUCUCGAUGCAGCAGAUGCAAAUGCGAUUAGUGAAGUGAAUUUAGCAUAUGAGAACGUUAAAGAAAUAGAUUGUCUUGAUAUUAGUAAAGAGGGUCAGGAAUCUUGGAAAGCUGCCGUUUAUAGAUACGAAGAGCGCAUAGAACGAGUCGAAGCAAGAAUCACAGCACACCUGAGAGAUCAAUUGGGCACGGCGAAGAAUGCAAAUGAAAUGUUCCGAAUUUUUUCGCGUUUUAAUGCGCUUUUCGUGAGGCCGCACAUACGAGGCGCAAUUAGAGAAUAUCAAACGCAACUGAUACAAAGAGUCAAGGACGAUAUCGAAGCCUUACAUGAAAAAUUCAAGGUUCAGUAUGCACAAAGCAAAUGCUGUAAAAUGAGUACAGUCAGAGACUUGCCUCCCGUCGCCGGUUCCAUCAUUUGGGUCAAACAAAUAGAUUAUCAACUUACGAUGUACUUAAAACGGGUCGAAGACGUGUUAGGAAAAGGAUGGGAGUGUCACAUCGAGGGACAGAAAUUGAAAGCGGACGGGGAUAGUUUUCGCAUGAAGCUGUCGACUCAAGAAAUUUUCAACGAUUGGGCACGGAAAGUACAACAAAGAAAUCUCGGUGUCACCGGAAGAAUUUUCGCUAUAGAGAAUGUACGAUCGCGUACAAGCCGUGGCAACGUAUUGAAAUUAAAAGUGAAUUUUCUGCCUGAAAUUAUCACGUUAUCAAAGGAAGUAAGAAACUUGAGAAAUCUUGGUUUUCGUGUACCGUUGCCGAUCGUGAAUAAAGCGCAUUUGGCCAAUCAACUGUACCCGUUUGCGAUCAGCCUGAUCGACAGCAUCAGGACUUACGAGAGGACGCUGGAGAAGCUUACCAAUCGGAGUACCCACUGCCCCGCACUGAAGAUCGAAGACAAGGCCAGUAUCGUACCGUUAGUUGCUGGGAUGCGCAACGACGUCUUAUCACUUAUUUCCGAGGGUAUCGGGCUCAUCUGGGAAAGUUACAAGUUAGAUCCGUACGUGAAACGUCUCUCCGACGUUGUUGUUUCGUUCCAAGAGAAGGUGGAGGAUCUAGUGGUGGUCGAAGAACAACUAGACGUCGAUGUUCGUUCCCUCGAAACAUGUCCGUACUCGGCAAACACGUUCGCCGAUAUACUCACGAAAAUUCAAAGAGCCGUGGACGAACUGUCUUUAAAGAAUUAUUCGAACUUGAACAUCUGGGUGUCCAGACUCGACGAGGAAGUGGAAAAGAAUUUAGCGGCGAGAUUGGAAGCUGGGAUAAAAGCAUGGACCAAUGCGCUCACCGGUCAAAAGAAGGAAGUGGAUUUGAGUAUGGAUACCGAUGCUCCGUCUCAGCCUACUCACAAACCCGGCGGUGAUCCGAAGAUUCAGAACCAAAUUCACGAAGUUCGCAUAACGAACCAAACGAUGUACUUGUAUCCGAGCAUCGAGGACGCGAGAUUUCAGAUAAUGCAACAACUAUUCGCAUGGCAGGCCAUAGUCACGUCUCAGAUUCGGCUCCAGAGUUCAAGAUACCAAGUAGGUUUGGAUAAACCGGAAUCGGCAACUUACAGGAACUUACUCACAAAAUUGCCCAAUGGGAAACAACCAUUGGAAGCGGCUUACGAGGCGGUGGAAUCUAAAAUGAAAGAUGUCGCCGACUACGUGGACCAGUGGUUGCGUUAUCAGGCUCUUUGGGAUUUACAACCGGAUAAUCUGUAUGGAAAAUUGGGAGAGAACAUAAACCUGUGGAUGAAGUGUCUGAACGACAUUAAGAAAACUAGAACCACGUUCGACACGUCGGACACUAGGCGCGAAUUUGGCCCUGUUAUCAUCGACUAUGCGAAAGUGCAGAGCAAAGUAUCGUUGAAGUACGAUUCGUGGCACAAAGAGACGCUCGGUAAAUUCGGAACCCUCCUUGGCAAUGAAAUGGCAAGCUUCCACUCGCAAGUGUCGAAAUCUAGAAGCGGUUUGGAACAACAGUCCAUCGAAGCUGCUAGCACUUCCGACGCGGUUGGCCUGAUAACGUACGUCCAGUCUUUGAAACGCAAAAUGAAAGUGUGGGAGAAACAGGUGGAUAUAUACCGCGAGGGUCAGAGAAUAUUGGAGCGUCAGAGAUUCCAGUUCCCAUCCUCGUGGCUGCACGUAGACAACAUCGAAGGCGAAUGGGGCGCUUUCAAUGAGAUACUCAAGAGAAAGGACACGAGUAUACAGACGCAGGUGGCGUCGUUGCAAAUGAAGAUCGUCGCGGAGGACAAGGCCGUUGAAAUAAGGACCACUGAUUUCCUGAGCGAUUGGGAAAGAGGGAAGCCGGUCGAGGGUCACUUGCGACCGGACGAGGCGUUACAGCAGCUGCAAUUGUUUGAAAGUAAAUUCGCCAGAUUGAAAGAGGAGAGAGACAACGUGGCGAAGGCCAAGGAAGCUUUGGAACUGCAAGAACCCGGAGGUGUUUCGACCAGCGAGGACAGAAUGCAAGUUGUGUUCGAAGAGCUUCAAGACUUGAGAGGUGUCUGGUCAGAACUGUCAAAGAUAUGGGCUCAAAUCGACGAGACCCGAGAGAAGCCAUGGCUAUCUGUGCAACCAAGGAAACUGCGACAACAAUUGGACACGAUGAUGGCGCAAUUAAAGGAACUGCCUGCCAGGCUCAGACAGUACUCCUCCUAUGAAUACGUCAAGAAGAUGCUGCAGAGCUACACGAAAGUUAACAUGUUGAUCGUCGAGUUGAAAUCUGACGCCUUGAAGGAAAGACAUUGGAAGCAACUGACGAAACAGCUGCGUGUCAACUGGGUGUUGAGCGAACUCACUCUUGGUCAGGUUUGGGACGUGAAUCUUCAGAAGAACGAGGGUAUAGUAAAAGAUAUUAUCCUGGUUGCUCAGGGUGAAAUGGCGCUCGAGGAAUUCUUGAAGCAAGUCCGCGAGUCCUGGCAAACCUACGAACUGGAUUUGAUCAAUUACCAGAACAAAUGUAAACUGAUACGCGGCUGGGACGAUCUCUUCAACAAAGUUAAGGAGCACAUCAAUUCCGUGGCUGCGAUGAAAUUGUCGCCUUACUAUAAAGUGUUCGAGGAAGAGGCGCUGACUUGGGAAGAGAAAUUGAACCGGAUCAACGCGUUGUUCGACGUCUGGAUAGACGUGCAGAGACGGUGGGUCUACUUGGAGGGUAUUUUCUCGGGCAGCGCGGACAUUAAAACUCUACUGCCCGUCGAAACCUCUCGAUUCCAAAGCAUCAGCUCCGAGUUUCUUGGCCUGAUGAAGAAAGUGUCGAAAUCCCCGAUGGUCAUGGACGUCCUGAAUAUCCCAGGCGUGCAAAGGGCGUUGGAACGUUUAGCAGAUCUGCUAGGAAAAAUCCAGAAGGCUUUAGGAGAAUAUCUUGAGAGGGAGCGUACAUCGUUUCCUCGAUUUUACUUCGUUGGCGACGAGGACCUGCUCGAAAUCAUUGGUAACAGCAAGAACAUCGCAAGACUGCAGAAGCACUUUAAAAAGAUGUUCGCCGGUGUAGCAGCCAUUCUUCUGAACGACGACAACACCGUCAUCACUGGCGUGGCGUCUCGAGAAGGAGAAGAGGUGCUUUUCCAAACUCCAGUCUCUACCGUCGAUCAUCCGAAGAUCAACGAAUGGCUGACCCUUGUCGAGAAAGAAAUGAGAGUCACACUGGCGUCGAGCCUCGCGAGAGCGGUCCAAGAUAUCAAACAGUUCAAAGACGGCAAUAUGAAUCCACAAGCGUUCAUGACAUGGUGCGACAACUACCAGGCACAGAUCAUUGUCCUAGCUGCGCAGAUUUUAUGGUCGGAGGACGUUGAAGCCGCUCUGCACGAGGCGCAAACCGACCCGAGCAAAAAUCCAUUGGAGAGAGUAUUGACUCAAGUCGAAGGUACUUUGAACGUGUUGGCGGACUCCGUCUUGCAAGAACAGCCAGCUCUGAGGCGAAAGAAGCUGGAACAUCUGAUCAACGAGUUCGUGCAUAAGCGCACUGUAACGAGGAGAUUGAUCGCGAAUAAAGUCUCCAAUCCGAAAGCGUUCGAGUGGCUGUGCGAAAUGAGAUUCUACUUUGAUCCCAGGCAGACAGAAGUUUUACAGCAACUCACCAUACACAUGGCGAACGCGAAGUUCUUCUAUGGAUUCGAGUACUUGGGAGUGCAGGAUAGACUGGUGCAGACUCCUCUGACAGACAGGUGCUACCUGACCAUGACUCAAGCGUUGGAAGCUCGCCUCGGAGGUUCUCCGUUUGGUCCUGCUGGAACUGGAAAGACCGAGUCGGUGAAGGCUUUGGGUCACCAACUCGGACGAUUCGUGUUGGUUUUCAACUGCGACGAAACCUUCGAUUUUCAGGCCAUGGGUCGUAUCUUCGUCGGUCUCUGUCAAGUCGGCGCGUGGGGUUGCUUCGAUGAAUUCAAUCGUCUGGAGGAACGUAUGCUCUCAGCUGUCUCCCAACAAGUACAAACUAUUCAGGAGGCAUUGAAGAGUCAAAUGGAAGGGAAGAAAGAAGGAACCCUCUGCGUGGAAUUGGUCGGCAAGCAAGUCAAAGUCUCUACGGACAUGGCAAUCUUUAUCACCAUGAAUCCUGGCUAUGCCGGACGAUCGAAUCUUCCUGACAACUUGAAGAAAUUAUUCAGAUCCUUAGCUAUGACUACCCCGGACAGGCAGCUGAUAGCUGAAGUGAUGUUGUUCAGUCAAGGAUUUAGAUCGGCUGAAAAAUUGGCGUGUAAAAUAGUACCAUUCUUCAAACUGUGCGACGAACAACUGUCGGACCAAUCUCAUUACGAUUUCGGUCUUCGAGCGCUGAAAUCGGUACUGAUCUCCGCCGGCAAUGUAAAACGAGAUCGCAUACAGAAGAUUAAAGAGGGCAUGCAGAAUCGCGGCGAAACUAACAUCGACGAGGCAUCGAUAGCUGAGAAUCUGCCGGAGCAAGAGAUCCUUAUUCAGUCCGUUUGCGAGACGAUGGUACCGAAAUUGGUUGCCGAAGAUAUUCCGUUGUUGUUCAGUUUAUUGAACGACGUAUUCCCGAAUGUGAACUAUACUCGAGCCGAGAUGAAAGGAUUGAAGGAUCAAAUCAGGAAGGUGUGCAUGGAGGAGUAUCUCGUUUGCGGCGAGGGCGACGAACAGGGAGGUGCAUGGCAAGAGAAGGAAGUAGUCCGUGGGAGCUGGCUAGGAAAGGUACUCCAACUUUAUCAAAUUUGCAAUCUGAAUCACGGCUUGAUGAUGGUCGGGCCCAGCGGUUCCGGAAAGACGAUGGCCUGGAAGGUACUCUUGAAAGCUUUGGAACGGUUCGAGGGCGUGGAAGGCGUUGCGCACGUGAUCGACCCUAAAGCGAUCAGCAAGGAAACAUUGUACGGCGUGUUGGACCCGAAUACUCGUGAAUGGACGGACGGUCUGUUCACGCACAUCCUCAGAAAGAUUAUCGACAACGUGAGAGGAGAGAUAAACAAACGACAAUGGAUCAUAUUCGACGGCGAUGUCGAUCCGGAAUGGGUUGAAAAUUUGAAUUCCGUGUUGGAUGACAACAAGCUGUUGACUCUGCCGAAUGGCGAACGUCUCAGUCUGCCGCCGAACGUGAGGGUCAUGUUCGAAGUUCAAGACCUGAAGUAUGCCACGCUGGCCACCGUUUCCCGUUGCGGUAUGGUUUGGUUCUCCGAAGAUGUGCUCUCCACGGAGAUGAUAUUCGAGAAUUACAUGCUACGAUUAAGAAACAUUCCACUCGAGGACGGAGAAGAGGACAACCUCACGAAAAAGGCAUCGGAGAAAGAAGACACCGUCUCGCCCGCGUUAUCAGUGCAGAGAGAAGUUGCCAGCAUUUUGCAGAGCUACUUUGCUCCGGAUGGGCUGGUAGUGAGAUGCUUGGAAUACGCUAUGAAGCAAGAGCACAUAAUGGACUUCACGCGUUUGCGAGCGUUGAGUUCCUUGUUCUCCAUGCUGAAUCAAUCCGUGCGAAAUGUCCUGCAAUAUAAUCAUUCGCACACAGACUUUCCGUUGCCGAGCGAACAGCUGGAGCGUUACAUGCCAAAGUGUUUGGUGUACGCUUUAUUGUGGAGUUUCGCUGGAGAUGCCAAGCUUAAGGUUAGGUCUGACUUGGGAGACUUUGUCAGGUCUAUCACGACUGUGCCACUGCCAACGCAAAAUAACAUUCCCAUCAUAGACUUCGAAGUGAGUAUUCACGGCGAAUGGUUGCCGUGGAGCAACAAAGUACCGCAGAUCGAGGUGGAGACACACAAGGUCGCGAGUCCUGAUAUCGUCGUACCAACUCUGGACACUGUGAGGCACGAGAGCUUGCUGUACACGUGGCUGGCAGAGCACAAACCAAUCGUGCUUUGUGGGCCACCGGGUUCCGGCAAAACCAUGACACUGUUCUCCGCCCUGCGAGCAUUACCGGACAUGGAGGUUGUCGGCCUGAACUUCUCGUCUGCCACCACUCCCGAGUUGCUGCUCAAGACGUUCGACCAUUACUGCGAGUAUCGAAAGACUCCGAACGGCGUGGUUCUCUCGCCGGUGCAACUGGGCAAAUGGCUGGUUCUAUUCUGCGACGAGAUCAAUUUACCCGACAUGGAUAACUACGGAACGCAACGCGUGAUCUCGUUCUUGAGACAGCUCGUGGAGCACAGAGGCUUUUAUCGAACCAGCGACCAGGCCUGGGUCACUUUAGAAAGAAUACAGUUUGUCGGUGCUUGCAAUCCUCCGACAGAUCCGGGCAGAAAGCCGCUGAGCCACAGAUUCUUGCGACACGUUCCAGUGAUCUAUGUCGACUAUCCGGGAGAGACUUCGUUGAAGCAGAUCUACGGUACAUUUACUCGCGCCAUGCUUCGAUUAACACCUUCAUUGAGGGGCUACGCGGAGUCAUUGACGAAUGCAAUGGUAGAGUUCUACCUGGCUUCACAGGAGAGAUUCACUCAGGACAUGCAACCUCAUUACGUGUAUUCCCCGCGCGAGAUGACCAGAUGGGUCCGAGGAAUUUGCGAAGCUAUCAGACCUCUCGAUAACCUGUCGGUUGAAGGACUCGUGCGACUGUGGGCCCACGAGGCUCUUCGCCUCUUCCAAGACAGAUUGGUGGAAGACUCCGAAAGAGCUUGGACAAACAAGAACAUAGACACCGUCGCUAUGAGACACUUCAUGAACGUCGACAGAGAGAAAGCGCUGGCCAGGCCCAUUUUGUACAGCAAUUGGCUAUCCAAAGACUACGUGCCGGUGAACAGGCAAGAGUUACGUGACUACGUCAGGGCAAGAUUGAAAGUGUUCUACGAGGAAGAAUUAGACGUGCCUUUGGUACUGUUCGACGAAGUUCUCGAACACGUUCUACGAAUUGACAGAAUUUUCCGUCAGCCUCAGGGACAUUUAUUGCUGAUCGGUGUCUCUGGCGCUGGUAAGACAACUCUGUCCAGAUUCGUUGCGUGGAUGAACGGUUUAUCGAUAUUCCAAAUAAAGGUGCACAACAAGUACACCGGCGAAGACUUCGACGAGGAUUUGCGACAAGUACUGAGACGUUCCGGUUGCAAGGAUGAGAAGAUAGCGUUUAUACUCGACGAAUCGAACGUGUUGGAUUCCGGGUUCCUCGAGCGCAUGAACACGUUGCUGGCGAACGGAGAGGUGCCAGGACUGUUCGAGGGCGACGAAUAUACCACGCUGAUGACGCAGUGCAAAGAAGGAGCGCAGCGCGAGGGUCUGAUGCUGGACUCCAACGAGGAGCUGUACAAGUGGUUCACUGGUCAAGUUAUGAAGAACUUGCACGUGGUGUUCACCAUGAAUCCCAGUACAGACGGUCUUAAAGACCGGGCCGCGACGUCGCCCGCUCUGUUCAACAGAUGCGUGUUGAACUGGUUCGGUGACUGGUCCGACGAUGCGCUUUUCCAAGUUGGAAAAGAAUUCACCAGUCGCGUGGACUUGGAGAGACCAGCGUGGAAGUGUCCCGACUUCUUCCCGUCCGUGUGCUCGUUGAUACCGUCGCAGCCGUCACACAGGGACGCCGUGAUCAACGCAUGUGUGUACGUGCAUCAGACGUUGCACAAAGCCAACGCGAGGCUCGCGAAACGCGGCAGUAGGACUAUGGCGAUCACGCCGCGUCAUUACCUCGACUUCAUCAAUCAUUUCGUGAAGCUGUACCAAGAGAAGAGGAGCGACCUGGAGGAGCAACAGUUACAUCUGAACGUCGGUCUGAGCAAAAUCGCGGAGACGGUGGAGCAGGUGGAAGAAAUGCAGAAGAGCUUGGCCAUCAAAUCUCAGGAGCUGCACGCCAAGAACGAAGCCGCCAACGCGAAACUGAAGCAAAUGAUUAUGGACCAGCAAGAGGCGGAAAUGAAGAAGCUGCAGAGUCAAGAGAUUCAACUGCAAUUGUCAGUGCAAACGUUGGCUAUCAAUCAGAAGAGGGACGAUGUGAUGGCCGACCUGGCGCAAGUCGAACCGGCUGUCAUCGACGCGCAGAACGCGGUGAAGUCGAUAAAGAAACAACAUUUAGUCGAAGUUCGGUCCAUGGCAAAUCCGCCAGCUAUCGUGAAGGUCGCGUUGGAGUCUAUCUGUUUAUUGCUUGGUGAAAAUGCCAGUGAUUGGAAAUCGAUCCGUGCUGUGAUCAUGAGGGACAAUUUUAUCAAUACUAUUGUCUCUAAUUUCAGUACCGAGGAUAUUACGGACGAAGUUAGAGAAAAGAUGAAGAGUCGAUACUUGAGCAAUCCCGAUUAUAACUUUGAAAAAGUCAACCGAGCCAGCUUGGCUUGCGGGCCUCUCGUUAAAUGGGCUACCGCGCAGAUCGAGUACGCGGAUAUGUUGAAACGCGUCGAGCCGUUGAGGGAAGAGCUCUAUUCUUUGGAACGACAGGCCGAAACGAAUAAACAGAAGGGCGAAGAAGUGAAGAAUUUGAUCACGCAAAUGGAGCAGAGUAUAGCCUCGUACAAGGAGGAAUACGCUCAGUUGAUUUCUCAGGCGCAAGCCAUCAAAGCUGAUUUGGAGAGUGUUCAGGCGAAAGUGGAUCGUUCCAUUGCUUUACUGAAGUCGCUGGUCAUCGAAAGGGAACGAUGGGAAGCCACCAGCGAAACCUUCAAGAGCCAGAUGUCUACCAUCAUUGGGGAUGUUCUAUUGUCCUCCGCUUUUCUGGCUUAUGCAGGAUAUUUCGAUCAACACUACCGACAAAAUCUAUUCAGCACCUGGUGUCAACAUUUACACCUAGCAAAUCUACAAUUCCGAGCAGACAUUGCGAGAACCGAAUACCUCUCGAACCCCGACGAGCGGCUCAGAUGGCAAGCAAAUGCUCUACCGACAGACGACCUCUGCACCGAAAAUGCUAUUAUGUUGAAGCGAUUCAAUAGAUACCCGUUGAUCAUAGAUCCGUCCGGUCAAGCAACCGAGUUUAUAAUGAACGAAUUCAAGGACCGUAAAAUUACGAAGACCAGCUUCUUGGAUGACUCGUUUAGAAAGAAUCUGGAAAGCGCGCUGCGCUUCGGUAAUCCUCUGUUGGUACAAGACGUCGAGAAUUACGAUCCUAUACUGAAUCCUGUAUUGAACAGAGAAUUAAGGAGAACAGGUGGACGAGUAUUGAUCACUCUUGGUGAUCAAGACAUCGAUCUCUCGCCAUCCUUCGUCAUUUUCUUGUCCACGAGAGAUCCAACGGUCGAAUUUCCGCCAGACAUUUGUUCUCGCGUUACCUUCGUCAACUUCACUGUUACCAGAAGCUCGUUGCAGAGUCAGUGUUUGAAUCAGGUGCUCAAAGCUGAACGGCCAGACAUUGAUGAGAAACGGUCUGACCUAUUGAAACUGCAAGGUGAAUUCCAUCUGCGACUGAGGCAACUCGAGAAGUCUUUGCUGCAAGCGCUGAAUGACGCCAAAGGAAAGAUUCUCGAUGACGACUCGGUGAUUACCACCCUGGAGACACUGAAGCAAGAAGCAGCCGAUAUUAGUAAGAAGGUCGAAGAGACGGACAAAGUAAUAGCAGAAAUCGAAACGGUUUCUCAGCAGUACAUGCCUCUGUCUCAAGCCUGCUCGAACAUGUAUUUCACAAUGGACAGCUUGAAUCAAGUACACUUCCUCUAUCAGUAUUCUCUGAAGAUGUUCCUGGACGUUUUCACGUCCGUGUUAUCUCAAAAUCCGAGGUUGUUCAAUAUAUCGGACUACACGCAGAGGUUAUCGGUAAUCACCAGCGACUUAUUCUCAGCCUGCUACGAGCGAAUUGCACGUGGAAUGUUGCACACCGAUAGAUUGACUUUCGCGUUGCUCCUGUGCAGAAUACAUCUGAAAGGAAUCACCGCGGAGUCGACGUACGACAGUGAAUUUACAUUCUUCCUGCGCGGCAAAGAGGGCGUUCUGAACGUCCGAGGACCUCUUCUGCCCAACUUGAGUUCCGAACAGCAAGAAGCCAUGAUGCGUUUGAGCCUUAGGCUGCCGGCUUUCAAGAAGUUGUCGGAGAAGAUUCAGGAGAACGAAGAGUUCAACUCGUGGCUGCAGUCGUCGACACCUGAAACCUGCGUGCCAAAACUCUGGGACGAAGAGAAGCCCCUAACACCGACAGGUACAGCUAUGCACCAGUUGCUGGUGAUACAAGCGUUCCGGCCGGACCGCGUGAUAGCCGCGGCGACUUUGGUCAUCACUUGUGCCUUGGGUGAAUCGUUUAUGGCUGCCGCAGAGGCGGAACUCGACUUUGCCUCUGUCGUCGAGAACGAGUUGAAGGCCACCGUGCCUGCUCUGCUGUGUUCAGUGCCUGGCUUCGAUGCCUCUGGCAGAGUCGACGACCUCGCUGCCGAAUCGGGCAAGCAGAUAGCCAGCAUCGCGAUAGGAUCCACAGAAGGAUUCAAUCAGGCUGACAGAGCGAUAAACAUGGCUGUCAAAGCCGGCAGAUGGGUAUUGUUGAAGAACGUUCAUUUGGCGCCGCAGUGGUUGGUGCAGCUUGAAAAGAAACUGCACAGUUUACAACCACAUGCUAGCUUCAGGCUCUUCCUAACUAUGGAGAUCAGUCCAAAGGUACCUGUCAAUCUCCUCAGAGCUGGUAGAAUAUUCGUGUUCGAACCACCGCCAGGCAUCAGAGCAAACCUGUUGCGAACGUUCAGCACUGUGCCUGCGUCAAGAAUGAUGAAGGCCCCUAACGAAAGGGCUCGCCUGUACUUCCUGCUCGCAUGGUUCCACGCUAUCGUCCAGGAACGUCUUCGUUACGCGCCGUUGGGAUGGGCCAAGCACUACGAGUUCAACGAGAGCGACCUGAGAGUAGCUUGCGACACUUUGGACACGUGGAUAGAGACCACUGCGAUGGGUCGAACCAACUUGCCGCCGGAGAAGGUGCCUUGGGAUGCUCUGGUGACGUUGCUCUCUCAAUGCAUAUACGGUGGCAAGAUAGACAAUGAUUUCGAUCAACGUUUACUGGCAUCCUUCCUUCGGAAACUGUUUACUCCGAGAUCAUUCGAGGCGGAUUUCGCGCUAGUCGCCAACAUCGACGGUAUACAAAGCAGCCAAAGACACAUUACCAUGCCGGAUGGUACCAGGCGGGAUCAUUUCCUGAAGUGGAUCGAAUCCCUGUCGGAUAGACAGACUCCUUCUUGGCUCGGGUUACCGAACAACGCUGAGAAAGUGUUGCUUACAACAAGAGGAACGGAUUUGGUAUCCAAGCUGUUGAAGAUGCAACAGCUGGAAGACGAGGACGAACUGGCCUAUUCUAACGAGGAAUCCUUGGAUACACCUAGGGAGGCAGAGGCUGACGGUCGGCCGUCGUGGAUGAGAACGUUGCACAAUUCGGCUUCAACGUGGUUGCAACUGCUUCCAAAGAAUUUGCCGACUUUGAGAAGAACCGUGGAGAACAUAAAGGAUCCGCUCUACAGAUAUUUCGAGAGGGAAGUUAACAGCGGUGCCAAAUUACUGCAGGAUGUGAUUCAUGACUUAGAAGACGUUGUCUUGAUCUGUCAGGGUAAGAAGAAGCAGACCAAUUAUCACAGAACCAUGUUAUCGGAGUUGGUGAAAGGUAUUUUACCUGUUGGUUGGAGGCGAUACACCGUUCCAAGAGGAUGCACCGUUAUACAGUGGAUAACAGAUUUUAGUCACAGGGUGUCGCAGUUGCAAGAAGUAUCACGGCUAGUGUCUCAAGGAGGAGCUAAAGAAAUCAAGAGUUUCCCCGUUUGGCUUGGAGGAUUAUUGAAUCCAGAAGCAUACAUUACAGCAACGAGACAAUGCAUAGCGCAAGCAAAUAGCUGGUCCCUGGAAGAGCUUCAGUUGGACGUGACUAUAGGAGACGGUGAUAACAUUGCAACCGACGACUGUUCGUUCGCAGUGACUGGCUUGAAGUUGCAAGGAGCGCAAUGCAAGGAUAAUCAGUUGUACUUGACCUCGACCAUUAUGACUGAUCUACCAGUUACCAUGUUGAGAUGGAUACGAUCCUCCACCGACGAGGUCCGAAAGGGGAAACUAUCUUUGCCGGUAUACCUUAACAGCACCCGUACCGAGUUGCUCUUUACUGUCGAUUUAAAUAUUGCUCCUAGUCAAGAUCCUCACAGUUUCUACGAGAGAGGAGUCGCUGUUCUUACAUCCACCGCUUUGAAUUAAUACAUUAUAAACUAGUUAAUUAUUUCGAGAGCGAGCCUCUCGAAUAAGUACUCCUGUAUCGAAAUCAGAUAUUUAAUGACUAACGUACCGAGAUACACUUAAUUUACAAUAAUUCUAAUUUGUGAAACAGCGUUCAGGCAUGGGCAAACCACGAUAUUCCCUUGGUCCUAAUGCUCUCCAAACAUAGCAUAAGAUUUCACGAAGAUAUUUAUUUAUCUGUCCGUUUCUAAUUAUUUAUGAACCAACGAUUUUAGUUGUACACUGAAUUUUCAUUUAAUUAGUACUCUAGAUGUUCACGUAGUUACGCGUACGAUUAUUAGUUGGAUAACCGUUUGCCCAUGACACCUGACGUAAAUCUCUAACGUAAUAAAUAUACAUUAUAUAUGUUUAAAGAAAAUUAUUUAAUGCAUCGAAAGGCUUUCUUUCUGCACGCUAUGCAAACGUGCAAUGAAAAGAAUCGUUCGAUCCGACGGUUAGCAUAAUAGAGGAAGAUGCAAGACGUCUGUCAGAGGAUUGUCGUUUCGAUAACGAGGUUGUAAUAUACAUAGUUUAUUUAGUUUUGUAUACGUUCGAAAAUGAAAGGCUUUUUGUAACAAAGUUACAUUACGUUUGCUUAAGUGUAAGUACUAAAGUACCAUUAGAAUUCAUAUUAUUUCAAUGGCAUCUAAUAAAAAAAAAACAAACUUACUGUGCUA
Nomia melanderi (Alkali bee) is the source of this 15195-nucleotide messenger RNA. It is a transcript of the gene Dhc64C, whose product is annotated as dynein heavy chain, cytoplasmic. The record is from RefSeq and is a predicted model, not a curated record. Gene Ontology annotation, biological process: microtubule-based movement. Gene Ontology annotation, molecular function: minus-end-directed microtubule motor activity; dynein intermediate chain binding; dynein light intermediate chain binding. NCBI's taxonomy places the organism in Eukaryota, Metazoa, Arthropoda, Insecta, Hymenoptera, Halictidae. Gene Ontology annotation, cellular component: axonemal dynein complex.